Molecule: messenger RNA, 318 nt
Organism: Coniophora puteana RWD-64-598 SS2
Lineage: Eukaryota; Fungi; Basidiomycota; Agaricomycetes; Boletales; Coniophoraceae
Exons: 2
Coding region: 1-318 (105 amino acids)
Source: RefSeq, a predicted model, not a curated record
AUGUCUCAAUAUGUUAUGUCUUUCAUCAACAACAACAACAUCAUUGUCAGCAGACACAGUCAGGAGCAAUUUUUCACCAAGACCAACCUCCACAACAUCCUCCUCUUCCGAUCCUGGAGCCAAGGCCUUGCUACCCUCGCCAAUUUUUCUGAUGCUCCACACACCACCAUGGAGAUCAUUUUUGGGAUGGUCCUCAAGACCCUGGACACCAUCAAUAAAAGGGUCCACAGCCUCAACCCAGCCAAUCAUAAAAAGAUCAUUGAUGUCAAGUUCAACUCCCUCCAAGGUGUUUGGCAGGCUAAACAAAGAGUCACCUGA